This is a messenger RNA of Crotalus tigris (Tiger rattlesnake), 2382 nucleotides long. It is a transcript of the gene POU2AF3, whose product is annotated as colorectal cancer associated 2. The transcript has 4 exons. NCBI's taxonomy places the organism in Eukaryota, Metazoa, Chordata, Lepidosauria, Squamata, Viperidae. The record is from RefSeq and is a predicted model, not a curated record. The coding region runs from base 557 to 1216 and encodes 219 amino acids. Gene Ontology annotation, cellular component: cytoplasm.
CUGUUACUCUCAUCGCCAAGGGGGAAGCCGUCCAGCCCCUGGUCAUGGCUGCAGCAUUUGUUCUCCUGCCAGAGAACUCCGAUUACAUUUCUUUUGUUUGUCUUCCCAUUUGGAGGAGAGUUUCAAAAGGCCCUUUGAAAACCCAGGGCCGUUUCCAUUCUUUUGAAUCUGGGGCGUGUGUGAACCUCCCCUCCUUUCCCUUCCUCUGGAUUGGUCACAAUGGUGGGUGGGUCGCAUCAGGAAGGUGGGGAUGGAAUUUACACCUUGGUGGGUUCCGUCUCCCAGCCCUUUGUGACUCAGUGUACCGCACGGAUCCCAGCCUAUUUGGUAAACUGAACCUCAGAGGACUUAUGGCUGAGUACAAGGUGCAAGAUUUGGCCGCUGAACGUAGAAAAAUCCAGCGGUGUGAAAGGCAGGGCGCAAACCUGGAGGAGAGAAUGAACUAGGGAAAAAUCACCGGCCAUCAAAACCUUUUGGGUCCUUUUGGAGCCUUUUUGGUAACACACCAGUUUGUUUCUGUUCCUUGUUCCAGGAAAAAAAUUGCUCCUGUUCUCCCAUGGAAAGCACAUCAGAGAGGAUUCAAGAGGUUUUUGGAGAAUGCAGCGGAAACGUCCAGGCUGGAGAGGCUUUUUCACCUCCCUGCACAGUUCCUUACAUCAACACGGCUCCUGAAUCUUCCUUAUCCGGCGGUUUACCACCUUGGCAGUUCCAGAACGGGAGCUCCUGCGAGGAAAUUCCCCAUUAUUUGGAGCAGCUGGUGGACUCUUGCCUUCAAGCUGAGCCACUGCUGGAGGUGCCCUUGACCCUGGCACAGGACAACCUGGCUUGCUCACCUGAGAGCUUCCAGCCAGCCCUCACCUGCCUGGGUUCCGGAUCCCCCGAGGUUUCUGAUCCCUCCAGCGCCUUCGAUUACAGCUAUUCCCCAUCUCAGAUGCCUCCUUUCGCCCCACUCAGCUACAGCUGCUCGGCUCUGGAUGGCACGAGUUGCAUGUAUUCGCCCCCAGAGGAAGGCACCUGCCAGCCACAAAACCACAUCCCACACACCUCCGGCCUAUCGACGUGCUCCUGCACCCCGUGCGGUUCCCAGCACUUGGACACUUUUCGAGCUUCCGAAUUCUUUCCCUACGCCGCUCUGGAUUGCAAAGACUAUGCCCCUUCGGUCUCUGUGACAGAUGACGUCUGGAAGGAUAGGAGUUGGGACCUGUGCUACAGUUAACCUAGCGACGGCCGCCCGCACUUGUGAAUGCAGGAGUUCUCUGGACUCAGGUCCCCCAUUGUGGGUUUGCCAAGGGCUCCAAAUGAUACCUUUCUCAGGUCAACCAACAUGGAAAGGGCAGGAUGCAAGCUUUAGGGCAGGGGUCUCCAACCGUGGCCACCUGAAGACUUCUGGACUUCAACUCCCAGAAUUCCCCAGCCAGCCACGGGAGAUGAAGUCCACGAGUCUUCGAGCAGCCAAGGAUGGACACUCCUGAUUUAGAGGUUUCUGGAAUUCAUCAAUGGGUUGAGUAGAAAGUGAGGAAUCCUUCUAAACCUUGAUUUGGGCUAAAACAACCUGUCUUCACUAAGAUUUGCCAUGAAAUAUCCAAAUUCUGUACCAAGAGAAAUUGAUUUCUGCAACCUGUUGGGUGCAUUUGCAAACUGCCUCUUAUUUUGUAUAAUUUGUUGUGCUCUGCACUCCAACCCUGGCCCUUCCAGUACCAUCUUAUUUGACAAUUUUCUCCAUUCUGGUGUUUGCCAUGCCAUCAAUGGAAGCCCAUAUGAGCCACAUUUCCAAGAGCUAAGAAUGCACUUUAAAGAACAAUCAAUAAAUCAAUUGUGAUUUUUUUUUUUUACCCCCACAAAGUUAAUCCUCUAGGAAUAACUGCUGCAAGAUUUCAGAGUGUGAAGCAACAAUAGUAUAAUAUUUACCCAUAGAGAGAAAAUUCACUGGGGACUAUUUGUACGUUUAAAAUGGCCAGCCCUGAAAAUUUCAUUGCCUCCCUAUUGAAGAAUUCUGUGAGAUCUGGAAGCUUGCAUACCUCUACCAACAAAAUGCCCAGUGCUUGACUUGAUCACUCUCAUAAAAGCGACAUGUAUAUUCUUGCACUCUGUUCAAGUAAGUAUGCAUAUUUUUCCAGCGAACUGAUAAUCAUCUAAGUUGAAUUCACCUUAGGUUUUUUUUUCCUGUCGGGUUUCCUUAAGGAAGCAAACAAACUUAUGAACCACAUGCCAAUAUUUCUUCUCCCAAGUAAUCAGUCUGUAUGUUUUAAGAUUUCAUUAAAUGAAGACGUGUGUUUUAUUUGAUCUGUUUUCUCCUUUUUCACGACUUGUCCUUCUUUCUGAGUUCAGUUUGUAACUUUACUAUUUACUUUCUUUUAAUAAACUUCACUAUUGUUAUGAAAA